Paraglomus occultum is the source of this 1809-nucleotide messenger RNA. NCBI's taxonomy places the organism in Eukaryota, Fungi, Glomeromycota, Glomeromycetes, Paraglomerales, Paraglomeraceae. The record is from the annotation of a GenBank genome assembly.
AUGACUACCGUUCUUCCUACACAUAACACCUCCCCUCACGCCUUAGACCGUUCGACCGCGUUAUCCAUUCUCUCUUCGCCUCCUUUUGAAUUGCCAAUUGGUAAUUCUCCGCUUGUACAAGAUAAAGGAUUUUCUCUCCCAUUCAAGCAGCCUCAAAUAUUCGUUAAACCAACCACUCCGUUAAAUGAACAGAAUAAAAUUGUUACUCCUCAGCCACUCGGUGAACAAGUUAUGAAACAGGAGAUCCAUAAUGAUCUUAACAAAGGUCAAUUAUCAUGGGCAUCAGACGCAUAUAACCAGACUAUAAAGAAACGUCGGCUGUCAGGAGGCGCCUCUCCUUCACCUAAACCUUACGACUCCAAAGUUCCAAGACCACCUAAUGCGUUCAUCAUCUAUCAUCGAACUAAAUCUAAGGAAUUAGCAGCCGUCAAACGGUCAGUCUCUGAUGAUCGUCAUCCUUCGAAAACUGUGGCAGAGAUGUGGCGAGAGGAGCCUGAACACAUAAAACUGCGCUACCAGAGAGAAGCUGACCUGGCGUUGGUAGAACACAAAAAGAAGUAUCCAUUCUACAAGUACAAACCAAAAAAGAACAAGGGAAAAGGAAAAGAGGGACAGAAUUCAAGUGGUUCAUCGGAUAAUAAUAAGAACGAAGACGAAAAGAAUGUCGAUCAAGUGCCUAUAGAGCACAGAAAACAGGCAUCCAUGGAAUCUGCAUUUACAGUCUUUGAUUUAGAGGAAGAGAAGAAACCUAUUCAACCGCCGCAACCCCGAAUACUUACAUUACAACAGCAAUCCGCUGCACAAAUAACUUCCCAACACGCAUCUCAGCAUGCAUGCAUACCCGAGACACCCAAUACCCCUACAGUUAUAUCCUGGGAUAAUGUAUUACAUGAUAGUCUCGUUUCGGGACAGUUUGCAUCUGUGCACGCACAACCUGAGCAAGGACAAUUAUCAAAUUACGCUCAGUUGGGAACCGAGCCUCAGAUUCAAUUUGAUAGCCAAUUGAAUGGUGGGCAAUUUCCGUUGACGGGAGAGCGACUAAUAGGUGCAGAAUUCACUGAUGCUAGUGGUACUAUUAUAUCUGAACAAGCUGUGAUCGAGGAAAUUCUCAAACUCAUACUCAGCCAAGGAGCAUACAAUUCAGCAACUCUUACUUCUUCUGGAACAUCUGACAUGGUAACGCCCGACAUUUCUGCGCUUUUCGCUCGUGACUCUGCUUCGGUCGCUUCGGAGAAUUCGAAUCAUAUUUCUCCUACAUCCAACAUCAUCAAUACUCCCGCUGCUGCUCCGACCCCGACCGUUGCUGCACCUGUUCCACAAAUGAUGACACCACCAUUUCAAUCGCUUGAUAAUGAAUUCAAAUUCUACGAGGAUAUUUCGUGUAACCCCAAUCCAUCAUCCACAUCCAACCCGAUGCCUCUUUCGCAACCUUCACUUAGUUCCAAUCUAUCCAUCAAUCUUCCUCAGGAUGCUUGGGUAAUGAGCAUACCAGGGGUAGUUCCGAUGACAACGGCCACAGCGGCGGCGGCAGUAGCACCUCCAACGCCUACUACACCACUUGGCUUUGCUCCCUGGUCUGGAGUGGGCGGUGGUGCUUGCAGCAACUGUGGUAGUUGUUCCAAAAUACCUCUACAGACAAUUCAUGAAGGCAAAGUGGCCCAGAGUGUUAAUGAUUUUCCUUGUGAUAUUGUAAACAUGACUACAGACGUUAUGGAGGGGGUGGUGGUACCGGUCCAACAUGUACAGCAUAAUGAACUACAGACAACGGUACAGACAACGCCUGAUGGUUGCUGGGGUUUCAUAGUUUAA